Molecule: messenger RNA, 315 nt
Organism: Ailuropoda melanoleuca (giant panda)
Lineage: Eukaryota; Metazoa; Chordata; Mammalia; Carnivora; Ursidae
Product: visual system homeobox 1-like
Exons: 2
Biological process (GO): regulation of transcription by RNA polymerase II
Cellular component (GO): nucleus
Molecular function (GO): sequence-specific double-stranded DNA binding
Source: RefSeq, a predicted model, not a curated record
AUGAGGACAGCCCAUCUGAAGACAGGAGUGGCCUGAAAGUGUCCCCCACCCCUGGCAAGAGGAAGAAGAGGCGGCACAGGACUGUUUUCACUGCCCACCAGCUGGAAGAGCUGGAGAAGGCCUUCAGUGAGGCCCACUACCCUGAUGUGUAUGCCCGGGAAAUGCUGGCCGUGAAAACUGAGCUCCCAGAAGACCGAAUACAGGUGUCUGGAGUCCCCUUUCUCUUUCCCAAAGACAUCGCAGAGAACAUGUUUUUCUCACAUAACACACAGCCAACUCUAAAAAACACGCAAACUGAGGCUCACUUAGCUGCAG